Molecule: messenger RNA, 318 nt
Organism: Metarhizium acridum CQMa 102
Lineage: Eukaryota; Fungi; Ascomycota; Sordariomycetes; Hypocreales; Clavicipitaceae
Source: RefSeq, a predicted model, not a curated record
AUGUCAACCGCCACUCCCUCGCGGAGCACGUACCACACCCCGACGGGAUCCGGGUCGCGCACAGCAGCAGGAGCAGCAGCAGAAUGCACCCCCGAGAUGCGCGACCGCCAAGCGCGCGGCAAGGACCCCUACAAGGACAGCGAGAGCGACUACGACGACGAGCCGGAGAGGCGGGUGCGUCUGGGCAGGGGGGUCAAGACGGAGCCGUUCGAGGACAAGGAGCGGCGGGGCUUUGCGCUGAGCGUGCUGGAUAGCCCCGAGUCGCUGAUGAUGUAUGCCCUGAGUGCGGGCGAUGUAUGUGCCCCCCACCCCCAAUGA